Messenger RNA from Porites evermanni, 6326 nucleotides. NCBI's taxonomy places the organism in Eukaryota, Metazoa, Cnidaria, Anthozoa, Scleractinia, Poritidae. The record is from the annotation of a GenBank genome assembly.
AGGCAAGCAAAUCCUAAAGAAAGCUACAAACGUUUUGCGAAGGUUACAUUUAUAGCUUUAUGGCUUUAUCUUUAGCCUUUUAUAUGCUGCUAUAGAUUAUUUUAUAUUUUGCGCGAUCGAUUUAGUGGACCCAAUGGCGACAUUCCGCUGCAGGAAAUGUCGCAUUCUGUUGUUUUCUGUGCGCGAAUUGGAGUCACACACAGUUAGUACCGAUCAAGUUAAUCAAGUAAGCUCAGAUUUGGCUAGCUUUGACAAGUGUUCUUCAUGGUUCCUGAAAGAUAAGGAUAUACUUCCCUGGAUAGCUGAAAGUGUUGAAGAGGUAGGUUUGCGUAAGGAAUACUUAGACUGAACGAAUCGGGGACUGUUGUAUCCGCGCAGACCACAGGGUAGUUUCGAAAACGAAGCACUCGAAAACGAAAACCGAAGCACGAGGCACCCAAAUCUAGAAAGUGAAAACCCUAGAUCGAAAACGAAGCACCCUAGAUCGAAAACGAAGCACCCAAAAACUCGAAAACGAAGUACCUAAAAACUCGAAAACGAAGCACCCUAAAACUCGAAAUCGAAGCACCCUAAAACUCGAAAACGAAGCACCCAAAACUCGAAAACGAAGACCCCUAAAACUCGAAACCGGUCUGUCCUUUAUAAACAGAGACCAAUGCUAAAACAUAAACAUGUAUGUGUACCGAAAAAAUGCAUAUUAAGAUAAGAUGUAUCAAGUAUAGUGAGACUAAUAAUGAAAUAAAUACAGGAUAUCCUAUCUAGAAACGUUCGGUUAAACAGUUGGCAGGCUUUUAUAAAACCCUGGGACGGAUUUUCUGGACCUUUAAAGGUGCGGACGCAUCCACUGCCUCCACCUUAUUUGGAUCGCGUCAUGCAAGACGUAAAGUUGUAGUUAUUAAACCUACAGCAGUUUCGAGUUUUGGGUGCUUCGUUUUCGAGAUUUAGGGGUCUUCGUUUUCGAGUUUUGGGUGCUUCAUUUUCGAUCUAGGGGUCUUCGUUUUCGAGUUUUUGGGUGCUUCGUUUUCAAUCUAGGGGUCUUCGUUUUCGAGUUUUUGGGUGCUUCAUUUUCGAUCUAGGGGUCUUCGUUUUUGAGUUUUUGGGUGCUUUGUUUUCGAUCCAGGGGUCUUCUUCGUUUUUGAGUUUUUGGGUGCUUUGUUUUCGAUCUAGGGGUCUUCGUUUUCGAGAUUUGGGUGCUUCAUGCUUCGGUCUUCGUUUUCAAGUGCUUCGUUUUCAGAACUACCCAGACCACAGCUUACAUCUAAUUUAAGAUGGCAUUGCUUGAGUCUGGGGUAGGGAUGAAACGUAGUUUAUACAAAAACAAGGAAUGACCUAUAAUGAGCUACAAUAACCUACAAUAACUAACAAUGAGCUACAAUGACCUAUAAUAAGCUACAAAUACUACAUGUAGUCAAAUACAACUGAUGUCCUACAACGAGCUACAAAAAUGCGUGUUGGCGCCAGUCUGGCAUUUUUGCCUCAGAGCCAAUGACAUUGCUUGGACGUGACACUGGGCUCCUAUUUUCGGAGGAAACUUGCGAAGCACAUUUUGAAUAAGGCAAAACCAAAAGAGAGCCCGAUCUGAGAUAACUUGUGAAAUGUUAGGUUUUUCAAAAUAAAUUAUUGAAAUGGCGUUUUUACGUAACAUCUUUCUGAGAAAUAAUGUGAUCAACACGUCACGGGCACAGGACAAAGAAAAAAUCUAAGUCCCCAACGGUAAUUGUACCUAUGGCCUUCUGAACCUAUGACAGAUGGUAGGUUCAAUCCCUAUUGGGGACUCAGUUUUUUUCCUUGUCCCGUGCUCGUGAUAUGUUGUUCACAUCAUUUUUUUCUUAUUUCUUCACCGAGCUUAAAAUUCACCAAAUCCAUCUUUCUUUAUUUAUCACACACAUGACAAUUUUGAUUGUUGAUCCUGUCAGUAUGCACCAACGCAUGUCAUACAUGAACCUUGAAUAUGGCUCAGCUCACUACGAGUCCUUCAUAGCUCAGUGGUUAGAGCAUUAGACCAGUGUACAGAGGGUCAUACAUAGGUUGGAUUCCAGUCAGGGACUCAGAUUUUUUCUUUGUCCUGUGCUCGGGACAUGUUGAUCAGAUCAUUUCUCAUUUCUUCACUGACCUUAAAAUUUACCAUCAUUCUUUAUUUAUCACAACAUUACCCUGUAUUUUUUAUGAAUCACUCAAAAGAGGAAUUGCUUGGCUUUUAGCGUUUACAAAGGCUUGCUUGGCUUGUCUGUCACCUAAGUGGUUUGUUUACGCCCCGUGAGAAAUUUUUCUCACAAACCAACUAUGCGACAGACAAGCCACGCAAACGACUUCGUAAAUGCUAAAGUGAUGCAAGAGAGAAACCUCUACUCACAGGGUAGGCAUACCUUGAACUCAAAGUAUUGUUCUUGUACGAAAGUGUUUUGAACGUACAUGUAGAAGUCCAGAGAGCUGAUCAGUUCUAACCGCAACUUUUUUUUUCUUCAGGCCCAAUGGACAGAGGGAAAAAUAUACUGCCCUAAAUGCAAAAGUCGCAUUGGAGCAUUUGACUUUAUUCAUGGCAUUCAGUGCAACUGUGGAAAAUUUACCAUACCAGCUAUCUGGAUUCAGAAAAGCCGAGUGGACCACGUCUUACCUAACAGCCAGAUAACUAAUUUACAUAUAAGAUACCCAGUCUCUUUUGACCCAUUAACAGAGGUGCAUUUAAGCAACAUUUCAGAGGAGCAAAGAAGAGUAACUGAAAAUGAUUGCGAGUUACUUCUACUUGAAAACGUCUGCAAUUCUGAGAUCACAUCCCCAGAGUAUAAAAGUGAACAGCUGGGUAGGUAAGAGAUGCUUUGUCAAAAAAAAUGGUUCCAAUACAGCUGUAGAUGAGAAUACAAGAAGUGUUAAGAAAACUUAAGGUACAUAGUGCUAUCCAGAGUAAUUGGUGUCCCUAAUACAUAUCAGCUGGAUAUAUAGAAUACUUCAUGGAAAGUGUGGGCAUACGUGAUUUACGCACUCAUUGUUUUUGUAUCAGAAAUCUCACUCAUUUGCUGUGCUCACUCGUUCGUUUUCUGAUACAAAAACAAUGAGUGCUUAUAUACCGUACAAAGCACUUCCAUGUUGUAUUGUGUUUAUUAUAUACAUACUGAGACAUUCAUCAUGCAGCCUUUUUAUUUCAAAUCUUUCCAAAAUGCUUAAAUUUGCUGCUUUGCACCUUGAAAUGACAAACAAAAUGAAGCUUCAGCUUAUGAGUAAAAACAGUUGUUAAUAAUAUUUAUAUUUAAUGAGGGUAAGGAUAAGAGGUAAUCCAAGAAUUGCAAGGAGUCAUAAAGCCCAGCAAAAUUUUGUUGCAUAUAAUUAAAACAAUAUUUUGUUUUAUUUAAUAGUCGGCUACAGUGUAUCUACUAUGAAAGUGUGUGAACCAUUGUUUUUGUACUUUAAAAUACAGAUCAAACAAAUCCCUCUGCAAAUAGCACAAUUAAAGAAAUGACAAAAAAUCAUGUCGGACAGAAAUGGAAAAAGAUUAGAAAAAGGCAGCAUCAAACAAGAUUACUUGAAGACAGUGCCAUUGAUUUGCACGAUGAGAUGAAGAAAGAUCUAGAAGCCUCACAGGUAACCACUGGUUCUGGAAACAUGUACAAGUGUUUAAGAGUUGAUGAUGGGUUUGAUAGAUUUCCUAUCAGGCAUCAGGUAUGAGCAACAAAUUCAAUAUGUGUACAUACUGUAGGUUAGACUGCAAUAUUGCAUUUUUAUAGAUGUUGGCUCUCACUGAUUUGUGAAAUACUUGACCGGGUAGCAACACAAGCAAAAGCAUGAGUACAAGAGUUCUUAUUCCACUGCACAACAGCUAAGAUGCAAGCCUUAUGAUUGUCCCCUUGUACCAUUUGCAUCUGUGAAAUUUUCAGCUGACACAAGAUUCUCCUGCUUACACUAGGGCUUGCAUUCAUCUUCUGUCAAUUGUGAAAACCAGCUGAGACAUCUUUGACCCUCAUGUACGGCCCUUAGUAAGGCUGUGUGGGAGUAUAUCUUUGACCCCACCUCAUUCAUUAACUCUGAUGAUGUGAGAAUUGAACUUGCUUGCUAUUAAUGAUGUUCCAAAAAUGAGCUGUACCAGUGAGCAUACCUUGACACACUUGAGUCUAAUUUAUCUUCGAUGGACACUCCUCAGUCUGAUUAUACAUAGUCUGAUUUUUCUUUUAGUGUGAAUCAAAGUAAUAAUUUAAACUCUUCUUCAUGGACCAUAGACAACUAGAGGGGCCACACUCAUGCAAUAAAGAAUAUAAAGCAUGAAGCAGCUAGAAUUAACACAAUCAUGUGCUCACACUUCCUAAUACAGUGACCCACAUAUUUCAGUCUCAGUUAUUUUGUAUUCUUGCAUUUAUGUUUGCAUUUUACAGGUUGUUACACAUGAAAUUCAGGACCGUCAUUGUUGUGCUGUCUGUCUCGAUCUACUUUAUGAGCCAUUUAAGUGUUCUUGUGAUCAUGUUUUCUGUGACCCAUGCUUACGUCAGUUGAACUUUAGAAUUGGCAGAAAUGGAACCAUCAGUUGUCCUUUGUGCAGACAAACAGUUGAGCACGUGACUCCUGCCACAGGUACCCCAGCCCUGUUUGUGUUACAGGUCAAAAUUAAAUUCAGAUAAAAAUGUUUUAACCUGGGUUGAUUCUCAAUUUUUUUCGUUUUGUCUCCUAGCCAUAAUUCAUGAUUAAUUAGGACUAGGAGACAUUUAGGAAAGAGAAUCGACCUAGAUUUUAAAAAAGAUUAACCUGAAUUUACAUGUACAGUGUAAUUUUGACCUGAAGCAUCUGCAUCUCAGCUUUGUCAACAUUAUUAUUUUGCUAAAACUGGUUUUGUUUGUUAGACCUUUUACCUGUCUUGUGGUCCCCAUUCUUUAUGUCAGGAGCCCAUCAGGUGAUGGGCUCCUUUUUAUGUAUAUUUUUUUCAAUAUUAUUUUAUAAAUAAGGUUCAAACGCAUUAACAGAACUGUUGAUGAGAGAGAAAUGUAGAAUUUUCAAUGCUUCCUGUCAUUAACGGAAAAACGCAUAGCCAAAAAGUUUGAAUCAGGCUUAGAAUGAAAGGUUUUAGAGUCUCCAAUAACUUUGCAAUCUUUUUUAUCUACACGUUAUGUAAAAGGACUUGUUUUAAUUUACGUUUUAAUGUUGAUUCAUGAAGGAGUAUGGAAAAAAUGGCCAAAGUAACAUUUUAGUGCUUAAACGUUCAUAAUUUUUUCCUUCUUUUGUGACUCUGCAAGUUUGUAAUAACACUACUCUUUAAGAACAAUACAACUCAAACUGAAGUGCCUGAUAUUCUCUCUCGUGUUGCUGUUAUGUUUUUUCUUUAGAAUUAAGAAGUGAGAUAAGGAACACUUAUGAAACGCACAUUCUCAGGUAAGACCUCAUGAAAUAGGUGAUUACAUGAUUGAGCCUGGUCGAACAAACUGUCGUUGUUUAACAAAAUUACGUGUAUUAUAGCAAACUCGUGUUCAAACGACGAGAAUUUCUUCAUUCUUAGACUAGCACGUCAUGCCAUACGGUGUGUGAUUUUUCGUUAAUACUUGACACUGAAUAACUCAGGACAAUGCAUGUAUGUCUUGUCAUAAAGGUAGCGUUACAAGUAUGGUUUUCUGCUGCUUUCACAAUUUAGCAACAACGUUCUUUCUUACUGUAUGGUGUAUGUUAUUUCUUGCUCUAGGAGAAGACUAGGAAAUGUAUUAUGUGUCGUAGCCCCUCCCCCUUCCCCACUACACGAAAGGUUUCGCUUAUUUUGGACCGUGAACCAGUAUAUUUGUACCUCUUGUAAUGUGCUGUACAGGCUUGAGGUGUAGCUGUAGCUGGAGUACUAAAAGGGACGGCUGUUCUUUAGAUAUCGUCAUGUCACCAGCGUGGAAGAAUUGGCCGAACCUAUGACCUUCCAAUCACUGUUAGGGCGCUUCCUCUACUCUUCUAGAGACAGAGGCCAUUUACAAUAUUUGCAGUUUCGGAGAAGCUGUUUCAUGAAGUACAUAUUCUACCUAAUAACAAACUGGAAAUAAUGGUUCUCUGAAAAGGAGAGGGGUUUGGAUUUUUGGGCAGAUUAUACAUAUAUAACGGGCACAAAACUGACUCUCGGGAAUUAAUGAGUCAAUUUACACUAUGGAGUUACCGUUAGAAUUUCUUUUUCCCUUAGGAAACGUGAAAAAACCGAGCGCCGUGCGUCCUACAGAAAGUGGCCGCUUCCUUCAGGGAACUUGCCUUCAAGGAGAGUUUCAUCACGUACACAUAAUAUUUCCGUCGCCGCUAUUCUAGAUACCUGUAUUAUAGUAAUGGUAUGCGGAUUCCUGUUAUUCCUUGUAUUAACGGUAGUUGUACAAGUUCCAUCUGACUGA